Molecule: messenger RNA, 474 nt
Organism: Sinocyclocheilus grahami
Lineage: Eukaryota; Metazoa; Chordata; Actinopteri; Cypriniformes; Cyprinidae
Product: histone H4
Exons: 1
Coding region: 57-368 (103 amino acids)
Cellular component (GO): nucleosome
Molecular function (GO): protein heterodimerization activity; DNA binding; structural constituent of chromatin
Source: RefSeq, a predicted model, not a curated record
CCGCUCUUGUCUCUUAUUCGUUUUCUCACUUGAUUGAAUCAAGAAAGAUCUCUAACAUGUCUGGAAGAGGCAAAGGCGGUAAAGGACUCGGGAAAGGAGGCGCUAAGCGCCACCGUAAAGUUCUGCGCGAUAACAUCCAGGGAAUCACCAAACCCGCCAUUCGCCGUCUCGCGCGCCGCGGCGGCGUCAAGCGCAUCUCCGGUCUGAUCUACGAGGAGACCCGCGGGGUGCUGAAGGUGUUCCUGGAGAACGUGAUCCGCGAUGCGGUCACCUACACCGAGCACGCCAAGAGAAAGACCGUCACCGCCAUGGACGUGGUGUACGCGCUCAAGCGACAGGGACGCACCUUGUACGGUUUCGGAGGUUAAAAGCCUUUAAACCACAAACACAACGGCUCUUUUAAGAGCCACCCACACUGUCACAUGAAGAGUCCCUCUUGAAGUUUUGUUGGUGAUUUAUGUCUCAAAUAAAUUA